Carcharodon carcharias (great white shark) is the source of this 1519-nucleotide messenger RNA. RefSeq names its product formimidoyltransferase cyclodeaminase (gene ftcd). Gene Ontology annotation, molecular function: folic acid binding; transferase activity. The coding region runs from base 20 to 1519 and encodes 499 amino acids. The transcript is spliced from 13 exons. Lineage: Eukaryota; Metazoa; Chordata; Chondrichthyes; Lamniformes; Lamnidae. The record is from RefSeq and is a predicted model, not a curated record.
UACAGUUACUUGGAAAAUCAUGGCCCGGCUUGUGGAAUGUGUGCCAAAUUUUUCCAAUGGGCAAAGUAAAGAGGUUAUUGAUGCCAUUGCUGAUGCCAUUUCACGGACUGAUGGCUGCUCACUAUUGGACGUGGAUCCUGGUUCCUCCACCAAUCGGACCGUUUAUACGUUUGUUGGCUCUCCAGAAGCUGCCGUGGAAGGAGCACUAAGUGCUGCACAGGUGGCCUUCCAGCUCAUUGACAUGACGACACACAGAGGUGAACACCCCAGAUUAGGUGCUUUGGAUGUUUGUCCCUUCAUCCCAGUCCGGAAUGUUGGUAUGGAGGAUUGUGUUCAGUGUGCCAACGAAUUUGGGAAACGGCUUGCGGAGAAACUGCAAGUCCCUGUGUAUUUAUAUGGAGAAGCAGCUCGUGAUGAGCGUCGCAGAACAUUGCCCAGCAUUCGAGCUGGUGAAUAUGAAGGACUACAAGAAAAGCUGUGGAAUCCUGACUGGGCUCCGGAUUUUGGCAUGGCAACUUUCGUUCCACAGUGGGGGGCCACAGUAACUGGAGCACGAAAUUUCCUCAUUGCAUACAAUGUUAACUUGCUGAGCACGAAGGAGCAAGCUCAUCGCAUUGCUCUCAACAUCCGAGAGCAGGGUCGAGGGAAGGACCAGGAUUUGGACUUGCCCGUGGUGGGUUCCCAGAUUGUAGGCCUCAUCCCAUUGAAAGCCAUGUUGGAUGCUGCAGAAUUUUACAUGAAGAAGGAAAACUUAUUUAUUCUUGAGGAAGAGCACAAAGUCCGAUUGGUUAUAAGUCGCCUGGGACUGGAUUCUCUCACUCCUUUCAAUGCUAAAGAACGAAUAAUUGAGUACAUGGUGCAGGAUGAGAAAGAAGAGAACAGUCUGGUUUCCAAGCCUUUGCGGGAAUUUAUCCAAAGUGUUGGAGCACGGUCCGCAGCCCCUGGGGGAGGAUCUGUCACUGCAGCCGUGGCUGCAAUGGGUGCAGCCCUGGGCUCAAUGGUUGGACUGAUGACCUAUGGGAAGCGACAGUUUGAUCAUCUGGAUGGUCAAAUGAGGAGACUGAUCACUGCAUUCCAUCGCACAAUGAAAGAGCUUAUCACAAUGGUGGAUGAUGACUCCAACGCAUUCAACAGCUACAUGGCUGCCCUCAAGAUGCCCAAAUCAACUGCAGCUGAAAGAGGAAGGCGUGAAGCUGCAAUGCAAGAUGGCUUGAAGAAAGCUGUCAGCGUCCCUCUGUCCUUAGCAGAGAAAGUAAACAGUCUCUGGCCGGUCCUAAGGGAGAUGGCAACAUGUGGAAACCUGGCUUGCAAGUCAGAUCUGCAGGUUGCAGCUAAAGCCUUAGAGCUGGGAGUAUUUGGGGCCCAUUACAAUGUCAUCAUUAACCUCAAGGAUAUCAAAGAGAAAGAGUUCAACACCAAGGCUAGAAUGAGGGCCUGUGAUCUCCUGGAUCAGGCUAAACAGAACACGGUGCACGUCUUCGAGCUGAUUGACAAACGGGAAGAGUCAGGGAAAGAGUGA